Molecule: messenger RNA, 897 nt
Organism: Pelobates fuscus (common spadefoot toad)
Lineage: Eukaryota; Metazoa; Chordata; Amphibia; Anura; Pelobatidae
Gene: CRYBA1
Product: crystallin beta A1
Exons: 6
Coding region: 52-699 (215 amino acids)
Biological process (GO): lens development in camera-type eye; visual perception
Molecular function (GO): structural constituent of eye lens
Source: RefSeq, a predicted model, not a curated record
CUGCCUAUAUAAACCCCUGGGGCUUGCAGAGCUGAAACAGGCAAGUGCCAGAUGGAUAUCCCAGCAGUUCAGACUGAGCGAGAAGACAUCACCUCUGAAAAAAUGGCCCAGACUAACCCGCUCCCUGUUCCUCUGGGACCCUGGAAGAUCACAGUCUAUGAUCAAGAGAACUUUCAAGGAAAGAGAAUGGAGUUUACGGCAUCAUGCCCAAACAUCAUGGAAUGUGGUUUUGACAACAUCAGAUCUCUAAAGGUGGAAUGUGGAGCCUGGGUAGGCUAUGAACACACUAGCUUCUGUGGCCAGCAGUUUGUCCUUGAGAGAGGAGAGUACCCACGCUGGGAUGCCUGGAGUGGAAGCAAUGCCUAUCACAUUGAGCGACUGAUGUCCUUCCGCCCAGUCUGUUCUGCUAACCAUAAGGAAUCCAAACUAGUCAUCUUCGAGAAAGAGAACUUCAUUGGACGCCAGUGGGAAAUAUGCGAUGACUACCCCUCACUGCAGGCCAUGGGCUGGUGCAACAAUGAGGUGGGAUCCAUGAAGAUUCAGUGUGGAGCCUGGGUUUGCUAUCAAUAUCCUGGAUACCGCGGUUACCAGUACAUCAUGGAGUCCGAUCAUCAUGGAGGAGAGUACAAGCACUGGAGAGAAUGGGGAUCCCAUGCCCAAACCUUCCAGAUCCAAUCUAUCCGACGCAUCCAACAAUAAAGGCCCCAGAUCCUCCCGUCACCUACUAUUGCCGUGUUAGCGAGAGGUCACCAUUUCCUAGUUCAUUAUGGUGCUACCAAUCUCUUUUAAUGCUAAUUUAGAGGAAACAGAAUCCUUUCAUGUACUGUGAAUGCUUGUUGGUAAAAUUACUUCUUAAUUGUACCAGCAGCUAAAAUAAAUGUGAUUCAGAAAAAAAAC